Sphaeroforma arctica JP610 is the source of this 312-nucleotide messenger RNA. RefSeq lists its product as hypothetical. Bases 1 to 312 code for a protein of 103 amino acids. Lineage: Eukaryota; Ichthyosporea; Ichthyophonida. The record is from RefSeq and is a predicted model, not a curated record. The transcript has a single exon.
AUGGGCACAAAUUCAUCAUACCUUGAUCAAAAACUAGCACAACACCCAGCAACAAAGAUUUUGGCGGUACAAAUCACGAACGAAUCGACAGAGCUAGACACAGUCACAUAUGAUGACAGAGCUAAUGAUAAUAUCCAGACAUUAGAAGGGAGACUGAGACGCAUCACGCAAGAACAGAACGAAUAUUACGCCAGUCUUACCAGUCGUCUCGAUACAUCAUUUGUGAAAUUCAAAAACGCCGGAAGUUCGAAGUCCAACAACAGCCUAUGCGCUAUUCCACUGCAGGCUAUAUACGACGAUAAUCAGCGUUGA